Molecule: messenger RNA, 6555 nt
Organism: Trichoderma gamsii
Lineage: Eukaryota; Fungi; Ascomycota; Sordariomycetes; Hypocreales; Hypocreaceae
Exons: 4
Coding region: 1-6555 (2184 amino acids)
Molecular function (GO): protein binding
Source: RefSeq, a predicted model, not a curated record
AUGUUCAAGAGUUUUGCCAAUAAAGGAAAGAAAAAGAACAGAAACACCGACCCUACGACCAACGACUCCGCCAGCAUCAAUUCUGCUGCCAGCGGCUCAACUCCAUCGCAGACUGUGAUAACUCCUACAGUCCUUCGACGAUCUGCCACCAUGGAGCCUAAUAAGUCUCGUGGCCUGGUAGUGUCAUACACCCCCCCUGAUCCUCUAGUAUCAACUACACCAGGCCCUUCGGAUAACACUGCUAUUAUCUCUCAAGUGUCUUCACCUCAACACAGCAACAAUCACAAUGAAGUGAUAGAAAAGGCUGUUAACAGAGUCAUCACUUCCACUACUACCAUUAGCGAAUUGACGGAGGUGGUAGAGAACAAACCAUUCAAAAUGCAAACGAUGUUUACUAAGAAUAAAUUCCGCCCCAAGUUCUCUCCCAAGCCUCAAGUUACUCAUAUUACUCUUGAAUACUAUCUUGAAUACAUUUCAAACGAGCGACUUCGUCGGAUGCCCGGCAGAGGCAGCGCCUGGGAUCGCGUUCUCCACGCUGCGCAAUUCUUUGGGCUCCAUAUUUCGGACUUUGGAGACAAAAUCAAUACUUUCAUAAAUGGAGAAUUGCUCAAUGCUCUCUCUCAAGAAGCUAGAGCCGAUGAUUUGUCCGGAAAAGGCAACGGUCAAGAGGUUCUCUCCAAUGGACAGAAUGAUCAUGCUUCUAUCAACGGCGCCCUUGACUUAAUUACCACUGCUCUUACGAAUGCUCACUCUUUACUAGAGAUUGGCUAUACACAAGCUGAGACUCUUUUACCCACCUUUUCUGCCCUUUACGAGAUCUCCGUUGUGUAUACGGACAUUAUCAGAGUGUAUGAUCUCGAGCAGCCUUCACACGAGAUUCUGAAUGCCGCGAUUCAAACUUUCCACAGUGUUAUAGUCUUUCUCAACGGCAUGAGAACACUAUAUCAGCAGAAGAUUAGCAACGUCAAGCCUGGGACAUCAGAACGUCUUGAAUUUGGCCCCGACUUCGGAGCAAAGAUUGAGCAGAUUUGGCGCUUCAAAGAGACGCUGUCCAAUGAGAUUUGGAAGCAAAAGCUUAAAGCCGCAGGCCUCUCUAAGGAUAUCAGCCUGCUUCGAUCGAAGCUUCAGCUUAAUCAGAGCCAAUAUGUUCCUAAGGGCUUAUUCGAAAACAUUGGUCAUUAUGCCAACACAUCGACUGAAGUCGGUUACUGGCUGAAGAAUAUUCUUUCUGAUGACAAUGGUGGCCAAAUCGUCUGCAUUACUGGCGAUGAAUCCUGUGGCAAAACAUUCCUCGCUGGAUGGAUAGAGGAAAGGCUUGCUAGGCCCAUUCAUGUCAAAUCUAACCACGUUCUUCGAUACGACUUUCCAUACGACUUGCCAAGUCAGCCUACUCCGCAUAUCUUUCUGAAAAGCAUUUUAUACAAAGUGCUUGCGGAAAAUGUCGGCAACAUCGAAGUAUACAAAAGCAUCGCGCAAGCUUUUGAGCAACAAUCUGACGAAGCAGAUUCUGAGCCCACAGAUUUGGUACUAUGGGAAGCCCUCCAUGCCUCACUCAAAGCUGUCCACAUUCAGCAUGCGUCGAUAGUCAUGAUUUUGGAUGGCUGUGAAGGAAUUGCUGGUGGUGACGCUGAGUUCUACAAAAAGCUCCGAGCCUGCAUCCAUGGGCUCUCAAAUGUCCGUGCCGUGACAUUUUCCCGCUCAAUUCCCGAUGAUGUCAGGGAGUACGAACAUGCGAUCCCUAGUAUGAAAGUUGAGAAAGACAUCGAAAUUUAUUUUUCCGAGAUUCUGUCUCGGUCUUACGCUUUCAAUAAUUUGGGCUCUGCGGAACGCAAGGAGCUCUUCAGAACAAUUAUGGCAAAGGCAAACAAUAACUGGCUCUGGUCAUUUCAUGCUUCUCAAUUCCUGUCUGGAGAACAGUCAAAAGACUCGCUUCUGAAGUCAGUCCAUGAUAUGGAAUCAGAUAUACUUUUCAAGGUUAUAAAGGCUUUUAAGUUUGAUCAACGCCACUCUUUGAGAAAUCACUCCUUGAAGACGCUUUUGUCUGCAAUGCUUGUGGUCACACGACCACUCACUAUCAACGAGGCUGCACAGAUCCUUUCGGUUGAUCUUCAUAUGCACAUGAACUCGGUAUCUCCUACGCCUUUCGAUGUUGCCGCCCUCAUCUCCGAAUAUAGCUCCGGCCUAGUCAUCAUUCGAGACGGCCAUGUCCAUUUUCGCACGAAAGCCGUUCGUACCUUUAUGAACUCGCAGCUUGGAAACAUUUCGUUGCCUACAGAGGCAGAAGCACAUCGGCAGUUUACGCUGAUAAUGCUUCUAUACGCCAAAAUCUCUUGGAAAGGAGAUACAAAGCUCACCAUAGACGAAUUGCAUAAUGGCCUUGCUCUAUCUGCCAUCUCGGCAGAUCCAUUGCUCCAAUAUGUCGUGCAGAAUUGGAUAAUACACUUUCAAAAAUCCAAUUUGUCUGAGACUGAGGUGAAACAUGUCUUCUCUAGCUCUAUUACUCUGCUCCUUCUUGAAAGGACUUAUUGGAGCAGAGUAUUUGCAAAAGAGCAGCUCGUCCUCAAUCACAAACUCGCUCUCCAAAUCCGACAAGCAUGCUUUGGUGAACAUGCUGCGGUGGUUCACACUUUGAUUAGCCUUGGAUAUACCUAUCUCAACGUUUUUGGCUCCGAUUCCGAUGCAGCAUGGUACUUUUACAAGGCAGCUAAACUCGGAGAAAAGAUCUUGACAGCAAAAUCUGCCAUUGUGCAUAUCUGUACGAGUCAUUUCUUAAAGUACAUGGCGACUUUGAAGAUAACUCGCAAGGCUGAAAUCACCACCGUUCACACUCAAGAGAAAAUUGAUAUUGUGGAGUGCUAUGCGGAAAUGAUCCAGCUAGCUAUCAGAAUUGAUCAGCAUAAACAUGGAUAUUCUAGUGAUGAGGUGAUCUUCUGGUACAAGACGCUCACAAGACUUUACAUUGACAGCAAACAAGAAGAGCGCGUUAUAGAUGUCUAUAAAGAGCUGUAUACUGCCACGGUCGCCAAAUAUGGCAGCGAGUCAGAAGAAGCAAAGCGAGUUUAUAGAUACUUUGUUACCUUGGAUAUCGUUUUCAAUGACCCGUCGGUACACAGAGUUGGCGAACUCGAACAACUCAUUUUUGGGAUUGGCAAAGAGUUUACUGAUUACCUUUGCAUAAAGAAUUGGCUCUGGUUGGCUAACACAUUUGAACAAUGCAAGCACUUUUUCGAGGCCGAAAGACUUUAUGUCAGUCUCUGGCAAAGCAUUACUAUUAAUUGCGAUCGAGAAGCCGAUGUGGAUGCCAACUCAAUCAAAAUCGACAUUGCGCUUGAAUAUGUCAAGUUUCUUCGCAGACAAGGCCGUGAUAGAGAUGCUAUUAGCAUCCUUAUCUGCUUGGCCGCGGAGUACAAGGAGGGUAAAGAGCUUCAUGAAUGUACGACCAACGGUGAGACCGAGCAAUCCGAAGCGGUGAUCAAGUACAUCACAAGGGUCAGAGAUGUCGCAGAAGAAUGUAGGGCUAUUGGCUUGAAAAGCAUUGCUGUUUCCAUUUUGAAGAAAGUUUGGAACUCAUUAAGCAGCAAAGGGCAUAGCAAAGAAACCCAGAGAACUGCAAUUCUUAUUACUGAAGUGAUCAAAGAGAUCACCGAGACGACUACGACGGUCGUAACGACAAAGACAACGACUGUUACUGAGUCGACGGAAAAAGCAGUGAAAGAAUUGUUUGAGCAUUUCGUACAUCAGCACCAUCAUGAUGAGUCUGAUACUACCUUGUUCUCAGCGUCCAAGGCGCUGAUAAGCGUAUACAUUCAACAACAAAAUUGGCGCGAGGCUGAGGAAACACUCAAGAAAACUCUGCAUUCUACCUGGCGCGAAAUUCUCAUCGCAGGUUCCCAGAUUAAGCUCCCCCAGUACUCAACAGGGGAAUGCUUGGACAUAGCACAUCGCUUGGCUGAUUGUUACUCGAACCAAGGGCUCUUUUCUAUGGCUGAGGAGAUUCACUCGCAGAUUUUUGCUGCUUGCAGCACCUCAAAGCUAGAAGACAAUCUUGGCACGAAAUCUAACCCUCUGACAGGCGCUAAACUGUACGAAGCCGCCACGAAUAAUUUGGUCUCAUUCUACGAAGAGCAUCAUCGCCAUACAGAAGCUAUCAAUGUCCACAUCAAAGUGCUAGAGAAGUAUGAGAGAGAACUAGGCACAAAGCAUGCAUCGACUAUCAAGACACUCUACUUGCUGGCAGACAGCUAUAUAGCUCUUGGCCAUGAAGAAGCGUACAUUUACUAUGAAAAGAUUGUUAAUGUACUCAACGAGGGUCAGGAGUAUUGUCACCAUGAUGCAUUUAGGGCUGCUCUAGUUCUCAGCAAGCAUUACGAUGCCCGCAGUUUCUGGGACAAACUGCAUGCUAUAUGUAAUAUCUUAUGGGUAGCUAUCACCCGACAUCACGAAGAACAUGUGGUCGAGGGGGGACAUAAGAUUGAUGCAGAGGCAAUUACGUUGAUCUAUGAUAGAUACUCGUAUGUGCUGGACCAUCAUGUCAAGGCUGACUUCUCUGAGCGAUAUGACGUUGCUGUCAAGUAUAGAGACAUAAUCACCAAGACAAGCAACGAUGAGACCUUGGUGGUCAAAACGCUACUUGCUUUGGCCAAGAUAUGCGAAUCGCACAAAGACUACCACAAAGUGUCUGUCAGCGCCUACGAAGAUGUACUGAAGAGAACCACCACAAACACCGAGGUCACCACAGUCACGACCAUUGAGACCGUCAAGAGACUCUUAUCAAAGAUGUACGUGACAAUGGUUGAAGAGUCUCAAACAACAGAGUUUGAAUCAGAGCGCGCUAUUGCGGUCACACUCGAAACCUACCAUAAGCAUAUGGACGAGUUCAAAACCAAUCCAGAUCAAGCCUUGAUUUAUCUGAAGAACGUUGUACUCUUGUACCGGAAGUUGAACGUAACUGAGCGCAUUUACCCAUUUUUGGAAGAAGCCAUCAGACAUGUCCUCGCCGUAGCCACGGUCAAUAUCGAGCUCUUCCAUGUGGCGCAUGAGUUUGCUACCCUCUUUGCUGAGACGGGCUUGACGCAGAAAGGCAGAGACCUUCUCCAUAAAAUUCGCAAGUCAAUCACUCACGGACACAAGCAUGCUCAUAGAGACGGUCAGCCUGAUCAUGAGUCUCAGAUGAAGAAGGUCGUCUUUAUUUUCCUGAUCGUGUUUGCCCACGGCCUUGAACAACCUGACGAGAAACUCUCCUACUCCAAAGUCAUGACUGAAAAUGUUUUGGAAUUUCUGCUACUUGAGAAGUAUUCGCAAAAGGUCAAGGAAGGAGCUAAAUUGGAGGUUAUUCUGGAAUACGGUGCAAAACUGCGUCAUUUCUGGCAAAUCCACCAUCGUCAUGAAUUUGUUGACGACCUUGAUGAGGAGCUCAUCAAACGUUUCAAAGUCGCAUUCUCUCAAUACUUUGAGUCAAACAUCAGCGACGAGAUAGUAGUGUUCUUCUAUACUUACCUGAUGGAAGAACUCGGACAAGAUCGGCCUUCUCUAAACUUUGACUUUGAAGCAUUCUUGUUACAAAUCGGCAAUGAGCUAGUCAAGAAUCUGUUGGAUAAAAAUGAGUCUGAUAAGGCGAAUCAAAUCAGCUUGUUCAUUUUCUCCUUUGCUAAAGAGAAGAAAUUGUAUUAUCAUGCUGGCCGUGUCCGCUAUGGAUGUAUAUUGGCUCAGUACUUGGUCGGAAUAGAUGCUUCGCAUCCCAGCGAAGUGAUUCACAGCGAAGGCCUGCUCAAAACGUCAUUAGACAUCAUGACUACCGUCAUUGAUGCGAUCAACAGCUUGGACAUUGCUUUUGAGACACUCCCCUCUGAAGACUUAGUUGGUCUGGUCCAUCUCCUAUACAGGCAAAGUAAUUACAAACAGCUUGAGCGCGUGCUUUCUCCUCUUUGGAAUAUGCGGAGCGACCUAUCGGCCGUGUCCGACUCAGAAUUGCCGACCAUUGCUGAGAUUGGCACCUGCUUAGUGCACGCGCAGUGUGCACAGAAUCAAUGGAGUGCGGCUAUUGAGACUGUGAGAGAGUUGUAUUAUAACUUGCAGCGUGGUCUCGGAAGACUUCACCCGGAGACUUUGGCAGUAUCUCAACUGUUCUCAAAUGUCUUGGUCACGGCUGCUUUAGGAGGAGAUACCAGCUAUGCUUCUUAUGCCAUGGAUCUUCACGAAACAGUACUGACAGAGAUUUGCCGCUAUUCUGAGAUUAUAUACAACGGCUAUACCCGUCGCGACAUUCAGCUCCUUUCUAAGACAGCAGAGCUUCAUCUAGAGCUACUAAAGAAGCUGCAUUCUCGGUUUACGGAUUCUGAGCUGGAGGAUAUGAGCAAGCGAGAGAAGGUUUUCCAUGAACUCUCUGCUAAACUGAGUGCAGAUUUCACAUUUGACGGAGUUACUGGAGAGUUACCAUGGCAGUACGCUCUACCCAAAACAUGGAAAUUCGGGGAACUGGAAGAGGAAUGGAAUGGCAUCGAUACAUUGGAGACGUCCAAGAGAGAGUGGGUGCUGGCUUCACGCAUUUUCUACUGA